AUGUCUUCAACGCCUUGGAUCUUCAUUUGCCCCUCUAGCAGAGGCAUCGGCCAUGCCCUCACCUGCCAUCUCCUGCGAAACACAUCUCGCUCGUCCAUCCCGAUUCUUGCGACGACGCGUCAUUCCGACCUGGCAGCUGCCAAGGCCGCAAUCCUCAAAGAUCGCCUCUCUGUCGUCCGAUGCGACGUGGCUGAUGAAUCCACCAUUGAAUCUGCCGCCAAAGAGGCAGAGAAUCUGUUUCCCAAGAAAUCGCAUCACUUGCAUCUUGCCUGCGUCCUCCCGGGAGUGCUAUUGAAUCCAGAAAAGUCUCUGGCGCAGGUUGAUGCAAAGGCUACUUUGGACUCAUUUCGAAUCAAUGCUGUGGGACAAUUGCUCAUGGCAAAGCACUUUUUCGGAUUCUUGCCUAGGAAGGCGACGGCGAUGCCGGGCUACAACGGCUAUGACUAUAAUGAAGAUGAAGAUGACGAAGAAGACGAGGAGAGGGAGGAUCAAGAUGAUGAGGACGAAGCUGAGGAAGAGGCAACAUCAUUGCGUCUGCCUCGGCACGCUACUUGGCUGAACAUGUCGGCAAGGGUGGGAUCUACUACUGACAACCGCUCUGGCGGAUGGUUCUCAUACCGCGCGAGCAAGGCUGCCGUCAACAGCUUCACCAAGAGCCUUGAUAUACAUCUGCGCAACAGGGCAGGCGAUAAUGCAAUGGCGGUGGCGUAUCACCCCGGCACGGUCAAGACGGAUUUGAGCAAGGACUAUUGGGGCGGCGUGCCCAAGGAGAAGCUGUUUAGCGCUGAAUAUGCAGCUGAGAAACUUGUAGAUGUGGUUUGUGGGCUUGGAGUGAGUGAUAGGGGAAGAUGCUGGGACUGGAAGGGAACUGAAGUUCUCCCUUGA
Molecule: messenger RNA, 885 nt
Organism: Trichoderma asperellum CBS 433.97
Lineage: Eukaryota; Fungi; Ascomycota; Sordariomycetes; Hypocreales; Hypocreaceae
Source: RefSeq, a predicted model, not a curated record